Rosa rugosa (rugosa rose) is the source of this 1988-nucleotide messenger RNA. RefSeq lists its product as uncharacterized. The record is from RefSeq and is a predicted model, not a curated record. The coding region runs from base 193 to 1731 and encodes 512 amino acids. NCBI's taxonomy places the organism in Eukaryota, Viridiplantae, Streptophyta, Magnoliopsida, Rosales, Rosaceae. The transcript has 3 exons.
UUGUUUACAACCCGUACCCCAGAAUUGGAGGUUAUAGUGUGUGGGAGCCGUUUAGUUUAUCAGCAAGAUUUGAAAGACUUGAUCCAUUCAUUGACUGCGGCUGCAAGCACUUUUGGGGAACAUGUCCUCACUCAACUUUGUUCCCAGGCCUGCACCCAAACUGAUGAUCAGAUCAUUGCAGUGAAAGGAGAAAUGGCGAUCAAUUGCGAUUCCUCAUUUCAAAGCAGAAGAAGUACAGCACAAUUACCAGAACAAGUUCUUACUUCAAUAAUGCGGCUGAAAAGUUAUAGAUGCUAUCUUCGGCAAAAGCAAGUUUUUGUAGAGUCUGAACGUACCCCAUUAGUUCACUCCAGAUCAGUGAUACCAGUCCAUGCCAAAGGCUGUCUUUUGGAAUACAGGGAAAGCAACUCAGAAAAUGUAGCAGAAGAAGACACAAAGUCGUCAUUGGCUUAUUGUCAUCAUUUACGUAUAAUGGCUGAGACUCAACUUUACGGAAGCUAUAGUUCAUUUCAGUUGAAAACAUCCCUCCAGUUGUUACUUCAACACUCCAAGGUGGCCACUCUCAGUCUUGGUGGACAUACAAUUUCUUCUCUCAAGAAUUUUGAUCCUUCCUCCGCAUGCAAUAUUAUUUGUUUCUCUGACAAGGAAAUUCCAGUGUGGUUCAAACAUGAGAUGUCUUAUCAACUGUCUUCUAGGUCCAGGGUGGGAAUCAAACUACCUCCAAAAUUGCAGGAGGAUGGGAAUUGGAGAGGACUUGCUAUAUGUGUUGCCUUCGAAGUUCAUGACCAGCAUCCAACUACCUCCCCGGUCAAACUUCUCUGUCACUUGAGAGCCAAGGACAGCUAUUGCUUGAAUCCUAUCCCUAUGUGUUCAAUCACUGAAGAGAAACUCAAGUCGUUGCAUGUUGAUAGAUUCAUUUGGCUAAGCUACAUCCCCCGUGUUUUGCUAACGGAGUUCAAUGUGGUUAGUGAUGUAGAGGCCAGAAUUUAUGUUGGUUGCAAAGGCUUGACAGUGGAGAAGUGUGGUAUGCGUCUCUUGUACCGGCAAGAAGAGGGGGAGUUUGAGAGCGCGAUAACUGAGUGCUGGACCUCUUUCUUUGAUAAUCUGUCUUUCAUCCGUAGACUUGUUGAAGCAGAUGAUCAAAAUGUUCAACCAUGGACAAGGCAUGAACUUCCAAUGCUUGAAGGGCAUAUCAAGGUCUUUGAUCCGGAUAUACUAUAUAAUGCAAUUCCCACUUCUACUGAAAUUCCGAAGUGGUUCGGGCAUCCCAGUAACGCCAAGGACGAUUACGCCAACUGGUAUGAAUACCAGUUACUACCAUCUUUGAGUGACAAAAACUGGAUAGGAUUGGCUAUCUGUGCAUCACAUGGUAUUAGCAGAGGGUAUUUGGUGGAACGUUAUUCCUACCCCUUUAUUUUAACAUUGAAAACUGGAGACAAUGGCUUGUCAUCUCUCCAUCGGUAUGAGAUGACCAAUGAAGAAUCUGAGUUCCUAAAGCGUUGUUGUAAUGUGCAUGGUGAAUUCAUUUGGCUCUCCUACAUACCACGACGCUGGUUUCUACAUCAGCUAAAUGACGAGUCUGUCCUCAUUGUUUCAUCUAGUGAGAACAGCUGGAAGCCGCGCACGGUAUAUCUCCGUUUUGUGUAUGCGCAUGAGGUGGAAGAGUUUAAGCAGCUUUGUUUCAAUCUUCAUCGACCCCCUGCCUUCCCAACAGUAAAAAGAUCAGGAUGACGUAAUGCGGGAUUUUAAUUCUUGUAUUGUACAUUCAAUUAACUUAACAAGACAGGGAUUGAAUCUGUGAUAAAUUGUAAGUUUGAGCCAGAGACAGAAAUUUUCAGUUCGAAAGACGCUCCGAGUGUUUAAAUCUUCUCUGUUAACUUGUGCAUAUACAACGGGAAAGGUGAGUACGUACUAUCAGUUUGAGCCUCUGAGGCAAAGAUCAAAGCCCGAUAGCUUAUCUUGGACCAGUCCAGAAGGCUCAUAUUAAC